AUGCACAUUACCGGAAUGGUGUCCAGAAGUGCUGAGCAGGUAAAUCAAGGAGGCUUCCUUUUUCUGGGAAACUUGCAGAACGAGAUUGCGCGUAUUUGGAGACAUUCAAACGCAAACCAGCUUAGUGUGAUUUCCGAAGAGCAUUCCGUCAGUACGUGUCUUCAUUCAAACUAUGAAUUCAUGCUGAAGGAUAGGCGCGCCUUUGCAGACAAGCUGCACGCGUCGAACAAAUCUUUUCUCCAAAAAACAUUUUCUCGUCACACUAUCAACGAACUUGUCGUAUCUGGUUCAAGUGAGCAGAGCCUGAGUUCUUUCCUGGUUUCGAUCAAGACAGCUCACGAGUCCUUGAAAGCCAUCUCAAAGCAAACAGAAUCCAGUUUGCAAAAGGUAUUGUCCGCAACAGAGAAGCGAGCAGCUGGUCAUUUAGGUGAUAUGCAAACAGAUUUUGAUUACCUUGUUGUCAAUUUGAACGCUGAGCGAGUCAGAGUAGACAAAGCAACGGGUCAGAUAGCUGAAUAUUCAAAGGAACGAAAACGGAUUGAAGAGCAUAUGAAAAGCCUCUGGUGA
This is a messenger RNA of Micromonas commoda, 567 nucleotides long. RefSeq lists its product as uncharacterized. The transcript has a single exon. Bases 1 to 567 code for a protein of 188 amino acids. The record is from RefSeq and is a predicted model, not a curated record. Lineage: Eukaryota; Viridiplantae; Chlorophyta; Mamiellophyceae; Mamiellales; Mamiellaceae.